AACUUUUACUUAAGUAACUCAGUAAAACUGACUUUUACUUGUAACCUGACUUGUAUUUCUACACCAUGCUACUACUUUUUUCUUCUGGAGGCUAAUGGAGACCAUUUAUAUUUAAUUUAUUAAAAGUCUGAUGGAACAAACUAACAAACAGCUAGCGGUUAGCUGCAUGUUAGCGUUAGCAUGCUAACAUGCUCUAAUAAAACGUCCUGGAAUCUAAUGCACUGAUUUUAGUUUUAGCCGGCUGGUAAUGUUAGCUUAAAUGUAGCCAUGGUAACCAUCUGCCAUAGUUAAGCUGGCGCAUUAGCUCAGAGACUAGCUAAUUAGCACACGUGUAAGGUUUACAAGAGGAUUCUACAAAUGUCAUUAGUUAAAUUACAAGGUAAUUUAAGAUAUAUUGGACUGCUAAAGACUGUGACCUGAGGAUGGCGCCACAGGAAUACUUAGGUAAGUAGGCCCACCUGGAGGAUUAAGAUGUCUGAGACCUGCUGGAGAGAGGCACCAUGCUGAUGUUGAGGGAGAAGAGACACCCAGCUACAAAGCAAAGAAAACAAACCUGUUUGGCUGGCUGCAACCAGGAAACCAAUCAGAGGGUGCACCAAAAGGAGUGUAAAAGAGAGAGAGAGAGAGAGAGAGAGCCAGAGCGACAUCAAGAGAGAGAGACAAAGAAGAAAACCACAGCUCCUCAGCCAAUGACAGAGAACAUGUUUCCGCUGUGCUGUGAGUUGACGUCUCAGCUCUGCUGACCCUGACAAUGUGGGACUGCUGUGCUGCUGGGAUGUGCGCAUGAAUAUUGGUAAGCAUGCUAAAUAGGGGGCAAGAAAGACUCAGUGCAUUCAGGUGGAGAGAGAUUUCAAAAGUUGGAACUAUUUCAAGGGGCUAAGUAUCAGUCUCAAACCCUCCCUACGUUUGUUUUCUCAUAGUUGGUCUCUUGUGUUGUAUGGCGUUGUUGUGGAUGUUUUAAACAAAACAGGCUUUGUGUAACAUCUUUUUAUUUUUGUAUUUUUUUUUGUAUUUUUCUGAAGAUCUGACAGACGAAUGAGAAGCUAUAAACAAACAGGAUUGGCUGCUUUGGAAGGAAAUGCGUAGCUUCAAGGGCAUUUUAAGUGAUGCCGUAAUUGAACAUGCUAUCCACUGUUGGAUAAUGUAGUGCUUUUGGAUUAUCACUAGGUGGAUUAAAGGGUGAUGCUGUUUGGGGGUGGAUAAGAUGUGUGCUUUUCAGAUGAAGCAGGGAACUCACAAAAAUCAUUUUAAGGACAAAAGUCUUAUACACUCAAAAACUUGAGCCGGUAUGAACAGCAGCUCCUAUUUCUGCUUUUGAAUCUCUCAAAAAAACCAGCACGCCCAUUAUUAUCUAUUGUCACGCCCCCAUACAGACACACACACAGACUUGACAUUAAAAGGUGGUUUUGCAAUACACAACACUUCCAAACACACAGCGAAAUUAUGGCGGCAGCACUUUCAGGAGCCUCCCAGGCCCCUACCAGUGGAGACCGGCGGCUGGUGGACAAGGCCCUCAAAAAACUGGAAAAGCUUCACGAGCUGUGCAGAAACCCCCGGCUGGGCCUGAGGAACAGUCCCCCAUACCUGCCAGAGCUGGUAACUGAGUCGACAGCGCUGCUCAUACAGGUUUGGGAGCCCUAUCGAGGCUCAAGGCUUACGGGCGGCAAGGUUCCCCGGGGAGACGAGGCCAAGUACCUGAGGGUCCAUGUCAGAAACCUGAUGGAUAAGACCGACAGGGCCGUGCUGCUGUUUAAAGAGGGACGGGAGAAGAUAUUCGAGGAGACGUCCAGCUACAGGAGGAACUUGACCAAGCUGUCCUUGCUGUUCAGCCACAUGCUCUGGGAGUUGAAGGCUAUGUUUCCGGGGGGAGAUUUCCAGGGUGACACCUACAGGGUGACCAAGAAAGAGGCAGAGGAGUUUUGGGGACAUUCAUUUGGCAACAAGUGUAUAGUGCAGUGGAAUACUUUCAAAGAGCAGCUGCAAACUGUACAUGCAUUUGAGGAAGGGAUGGAAUCCAUGGCACUGAAGUCAACUAUAGAUCUCACCUGUAAUGACCACAUCUCUGUGUUUGAAUUUGACAUCUUCACUAGACUGUUUCAGCCCUGGAGGUCACUCAUUCGGAACUGGAACCAGCUAGCAGUGACUCAUCCAGGCUACAUGGCAUUUCUUACCUAUGAUCAGGUUAUAGCUCGUCUGGAACACUACCUGCACAGACCUGGGAGCUAUAUCUUUCGUUUGAGCUGCACAAGAAUGGGCCAGUGGGCUAUCGGCCAUGUGACCACUGAAGGUAGCAUCGUCCAGACCAUUCCCCAGAAUACACCUCUCUACCAGGCACUCAUUCAGGGCUUCAAGGAAGGCUGCUACCUUUACCCAGAUGGCCGUGAUGUGAACCCCGACCUGACCAGCUUGUGUGAACCGGCCCAGAGGGGCAAAGUCAAAGUUACCGAAGAGCAGUAUGAGCUCUACUGUGAAAUCGGCAGCACCUUCCAGCUGUGUAAGAUCUGUGCAGAGAGGGAUAAGGACACUCGUAUCCAGCCCUGUGGGCAUCUCCUGUGCCAACCCUGCCUCACGGGCUGGCAGCAGAAGUCAGCUGGCCACACCUGCCCAUACUGUCGCUGCGACAUCAGAGGAACGGAAACGAUCCUCAUCGAGCCCUAUCUACCAGACAGCGGCCAGUGGGGGGAGGAGGAGUGUGAGGACGAUGCAGAAGAUGACACCCAUGAGGACAUUGAACUGGUGGUAAAGGAAAUGGCUGCCCUGAGGAAGUUCUCGAGUUUGGACUACCAGGUUCCCAGCUCCCACCACACCGGUCCACCUCUGCCUCCUAAGAACAGCACUGCACCACGCUGUCCAUCUCCAUUUAGCCAAUCCCAGACAUCAGAAACCAAGACGCUGGCCAAACACUCCCACUCCCGUUCAGCUCACGGUGGUAAUGAAGCACAGAGAAGAAACAAUAACAAGCACAUAAACAGGCAUCAGGGGGAGGAGUCACACAGCAGCGAGGAUGAGCAUUCCGGUGGGUUGAGACUGCCUCAGCGACACCCGCUCUCCCUCAGUGCUGAAUUCCUAAUGGACUCAACAGUUUCUGCUUCCUCUCAGAAGAGUGUUGACAGCUCAGCAGCAUGGCUCGGACCCUCCAGCCCUGUCAAAUACAGACAAAGACAAAAGGAGGAAAGAAGAGCAGCAGAGUUUAGAAAAGACAAAUGUGGCCUGGCAGAGAUGACGAGAACAAUGUCGUCCUGACAGAACCUAGCAAUCGAAAGACUGCAGAUAAAGUGAGAAAUACAUGUCAACUAGAAUAUGUUAAAUCCACAAACCAGGCUUCAGUGAAUGUAAAAAUAGUUUUUGGUGUCAUGUUUAACUUUAAUUGUGACUGCUGCGCUGCUGAAGUCAAGAUGAGUGGGUGGGACUGGCACGAAAAUGGCUGAGCGAGGCCUCCUACUGUUCAAUAAUCACACUUCCAUUACCUCCGCAGCAGGUUCAGUACUGAUUCUUAAAUACUGUAUUGUCUCACACACUGUCUUCUUCAUAAUUAAAGCCUUUACUCAGCUUUCAUGGAAUAAUAGAAAGGUUUUAUAUUUCAAAGGGUAGUUAAAUGGGCAAAUGAAAGGGGAAAUGGGAGGAACUGUGAGAGAGAUAAUAGAAAUGUGCUACCUUGUCACUUAAUCCAUACUGCAAGUUUGUUCUUAAUAUGUAAUGUGGGUAAAAAAAAAUGUAAAAUGUAAACAAAUAAAGCCUUUAACUGUUA
This is a messenger RNA of Acanthopagrus latus (yellowfin seabream), 3748 nucleotides long. It is a transcript of the gene cblc, whose product is annotated as Cbl proto-oncogene C, E3 ubiquitin protein ligase. NCBI's taxonomy places the organism in Eukaryota, Metazoa, Chordata, Actinopteri, Spariformes, Sparidae. Gene Ontology annotation, cellular component: membrane raft; plasma membrane. The transcript is spliced from 14 exons. Gene Ontology annotation, molecular function: receptor tyrosine kinase binding; SH3 domain binding; phosphotyrosine residue binding. The record is from RefSeq and is a predicted model, not a curated record. Gene Ontology annotation, biological process: cell surface receptor signaling pathway; negative regulation of epidermal growth factor-activated receptor activity. The coding region runs from base 1444 to 3243 and encodes 599 amino acids.